Molecule: messenger RNA, 1431 nt
Organism: Arachis ipaensis
Lineage: Eukaryota; Viridiplantae; Streptophyta; Magnoliopsida; Fabales; Fabaceae
Product: geraniol 8-hydroxylase
Molecular function (GO): monooxygenase activity; iron ion binding; heme binding
Source: RefSeq, a predicted model, not a curated record
UCACCGUUGUCAUCGCCUCCUCGCCCUCCGCCGCCCAAGAAAUCCUCCAAAAGCACGAUAGCUCCUUCUCCGACCGCCCAAUCCCGGACGCCAUCACCGCUCAGCCCAACGUCCUCGACACCCUGGCCUGGUCCCCCGGCGGUCCAAGGUGGCGCAGCCGGCGCCGUCUAUGCACGACGAAGAUCUUCACCGCCCAGCGCCUCGACCUUCUCCAGCACCUCCGGCAGCACAAGGUGCAGCAGCUCGUGCAACACCUCCACCAGAAAUCUGCCGCAAGAACGCCAGUGAACAUCGGGGAUCUGGCCUUCGCCACCAUGCUGAACCUUGUGUCGAACACGGUGUUCUCGGAGGACGUGGUGGACCCGGAGUUCAAGAGCGCGGGGGAGUUCAAGGAGGUGGUGUGGCGGAUCAUGGAGGACGCCGGGAAGGUGAACGCGUCGGAUUAUUUUCCGGCGGUGAAGUGGUUGGACUUGCAGGGAAUAAAGCGGCACGUGAGAGUUUCAUAUUUGAGGAUUCAUAAACUGUUCGAUGAAAUGAUAGGGAAGCGCGUGAGCUACAGAGACACUUGCGCUGCGCGUGGUGAUGACUUCUUGGAUGUGUUACUUGAUCAUUGCCAGCACCACCAACACGAUGAUAGCGAGGAUUCCGAUCCUCUCACUAUCGAUAACAUCAAGCCUAUGCUGUUGGAUUUGUUCAUUGCGGGAAGUGACACUUCAGGAUCAACAAUAGAAUGGGCAAUGGCAGAGCUUCUACACAACCCAGAAACAAUGCAAAAAGCAAGAAAGGAACUCAACCAAGUAAUUGGAACCACCAACAAUGAAGUCAAGGAAUCAGACAUCCCUAAACUUGAAUACAUCCAAGCAAUAGUCAAAGAAACUCUAAGGCUUCAUCCACCAGUGCCCCUUCUCUUGCCUUAUGUCGCCGGAAACGACGUCGAAGUAGGUGGCUACACCAUUCACAAGGGUGACCAAGUUCUCAUCAAUGCAUGGUCUAUAGGAAGAGACCCUCAGUUCUGGGAUGAUCCAAUGGUUUUUCAGCCCGAGAGAUUUCUCGGGUCGAAAAUAGAUUUCAAAGGGAGGGAUUUCGAGUUCUUGCCAUUUGGCGCCGGAAGAAGGAUCUGCCCUGGAUUGGCCCUUGCCAACAGGAUGAUUACUUUGGCGGUGGCUGCCUUGGUCCAUUCAUUUGAAUGGAAACUUCCAGAGGGUGUCACCCCUGAAAGUCUUGACAUGACUGAGCAGUAUGGAAUAACAUUGAAGAGACUUAGUCCUCUUUGUGCCCUUCCAAUUUCUGUAUAUUAAAUGACUACUCACAUGAAUUGUCUUUUUGCAUAUGCCAUAAACGAAAACUGUUAGAUAAUUUGAUAUAUUUAAUUAAGUUAUUAUUUAAUAAUUUUUUAUUAUCAUUUUUAUAAGAAGACAACUUUUCAUGUGA